AUGUAUAUUUCAAUAUUCAUAAUUCAAAUUUUGAAUUCUGCCUAUGCAAGUAUAUAAGAUAUAAAGAUUGUAGCAUUGGAUUGUUCAACAAUAAAAGGGACAGCCUUAAAUAGUUUUGCAUAUAAAACAGAUGGAUCUUUACAAUUUGAGUUUGUAAUACUUACUUCUGGAAAUGUGGAUUUAAUAUUUCCAACAUUUUGGAAUGGUUCACCUUCAAUUUAACCUUUAAUCAUUGGAACCACUACUUGUAGAGAAGUAAAUAUCAUUAAGAUUAUAAAGACUAUAUAAAGUAUAAGGUGUACAUAAGAUAAUAAUAAAUUUACAUGCGGUACUUUAAGAGCAGGUAAUUAAAUAAUAAGAUGUAAUAAUGUGAGGGGACCACACACAAAUAAAUAAAUAGGAAAUUUCAAUAUAUAAUUUGCUUAAUAGUCUUGUGAUAAUAUUCUAAUCAACAAUUUCUAACCUUAUGGCGGUUCAGUUGUAUUUUCAUCUAAUUCAACAACAGAUUUAUUGCCUAAUACUGAUAAAUUGUAAAUGAUAUGGGAAAACAUUGUAUUACCUAUAUCUUUUAGUUCAAAUCCAUAAAUUGAAGUUUAGAUUAUAAAUAAUGGUGAAUUUGUUACAACUUCAACAGUUAAAGGUUAUGUGUCUGCUAGAUCUAUUGGUUUAUUAGAAUAACUUACAGUCAUUAAUCCAAGUUUGAUUAAAGCUUAAAUGCCAUAAUCAAUUGCUGUUAAAGAUGUUUCAAUGAAAUUAUAUAUGGAAUCAUUAAAAGUUAUGGGCAACACUUAAUCCAUUUAAUCAUAAAUAGAUUUUAAGGAUUCUAAUGAUGUAUUACAAUAUUAGAUUCUAUUUCCAACUAUUACAAUUUAGAAUGAUUAAUUAACAGCUAGUUUGAAUAUUGAUUCAACAGAAAUAAAUAGUUAUUCAAAAUAUACUUUUAGUAUAACAAUUAAGAAUGUAUUGAAUUCAGCAGGAUUUGUAAGAAUAGCAUUAACAUAAACAUUAUUAUCAUCUAAUCUAAAAUGUUAUUGUGAUAAUUUAGUAUCUAUUCCAAUUAUUAAUCCAGAUUAUAUUGAUAUUGGUGGAUGUUUGACUACAACUGGUACACAUAAUAUAAUUAUUCAAAAUGUAUUAAAUCCAAAAUCUACUAUUUCAACUAUUUCUAUACCUUAUAUUUAAACUAUGUAGAAUGGUUUUUCAGUUGAUAGAAUGAUAAACUUUCAAUAUAAAUCACCUUCAUUUACACCUGGAACUUUAAGUGUUCAAUAUGAUAGACAAGGAAAUAAUAUGAAUGUAGUUGGAGGUCAUUCUUAUUUCAUUUUAAAAAUUAUACCUAAAAAUAGUAUACCAGCUUAAGGAUUAUUAAAGAUGGAAAUACCUUAAGAGAUUAAAUUUAUUCAUUAAAAUGCAUAAUUUUGUAAUGUGGAUAUUUAUGGUUGUUAAAUUCAUACAAUUUAAGAUUAAGUCAUAAUAUUUAAGUUUUCAUCAUCAAUAGAAGCUUUAUAAUAAUUUAUUAUUAAUUAAAUAUCUAUCCCAAUUAGAAAUCCAUAUGCUACUAGUUAAACUAAUUAUUUUAAAUUUACUACUUAUGAUUAAUUCAAUAAUAUAAUAGACACAAUCUCUAAUAUCUAAGGAUAUUAUGUUAAUACUAGAUCAUCAUUUGAUGGAUUAAUUAUUAUAGAAUCUGAUUAACCAUUCAAAAAUGGAUAAUCCAAUACAUUUUAUUUCACAAUUAAAACAAAGACUCCUCAAUUCUAUCCUAUCCAAAUGACUAUCAAAGUUGGUGAUUUAACAAUUAAUAAUAAUCCAAUAUGUAAAUUAGAAGGAAUUGUAAUUAAAACUUGUACUAAAAUAUCUUCAAAUCAAUUAGAUAUAUAAAUUGAAAGUACUGACUUAAUCUUAUAACCAACUAUUUUGAAGUUAUCUGUUUCAUCUAUCAAAUGUAAAGAUACUAUGACUAAGAGUUAAGAUUUUGAAUUUUCAACUUAAUCUACUAAUGGAUUAAUGAGUUAUCAACAAGGACCAUAUAUAAACAACAUCUUAUUUGGUGACAUUACAUAAACUGAAUUAAAAGUUGAUAAAUAAUAUUAUGGAGCCUAAAAUGCUGCCUAUUAAUUUAAUUUUGUUUUACAAAAUGGAUUAAUUCAAGACAAUCAUUAGAUUCAUAUAUUAUUUCCAUUUAAUCUUCCAUAAUCAGGUUAUUCAUGCAAGGAUACAAACAAUAAUAAAUUAAUGUGUAAUAUCUAAUCAAAUAACAUUAUUGUUUUGACUGGACCAUUUGAUUAAACUUAGUUAUAAUACAAAAUAAUAAUUAAUGGGCUUCCUACUCCUUAAAAUGAAUAAUAACCAAGAACAUUUACUAUUAAAACUUACAGAAGGAUUGAGCAUAUUAAUUAUUUAGUUGAUAGUUCAAUUAAUGGAGCAUUUUAAUUUAAUAUAUAUUGUCCAUAAUUAAAUAAUUGUAAAACAUGUAAGAUUAUUGAUUAUGAUAAUAUAUAAUGUGAGACUUGUUAUAUUUCAAUGAUAUCAAAAUUUAUUUAUAUGAAAUCAAAUGUAUGUGUUGAUUAAUGUGGAGAUGGAUAUUAUUAAAAUGAUUAAGAAUUUUCAUGUUAAUAAUGUCCUAAUAAUUGUUAAAGUUGUUAACCCAUAAAUAAUAUACUAAUAUGUGAUAAAUGUUUUGAUAAUUAUAAAUAUUAAGAUGGUAUUUGUGUUGAUACUUGUGGUGAAACAUAUUAUUUACCAUUUACAUCUAAUAAUAAAUGUGAAAAAUGUGAUAAUGAAUGUUUAUUAUGUUCAAUGAAUUCAUCUUAUUGUUCAAAAUGUUAAGCAAAUAUUCCAAUAAAAGAUAAUAAAUGUUAUAAAAAUGGAUGUUUAUAAGGAUAUUAUUAGAUAUACAAUUCAAAUUAAAUUUUAGUAUGUGAAUUAUGUCCAUCUACAUGUAUAAGUUGUAAUUAUUAUAAUUAAUGUACUUAAUGUUAACCUGGAUAAUAUUAAUUAUAAGGUACAUGUAGAUCAGAUUGUCCUCUUGGAUAUUUUAUAAAUGAAUAACAAAUGUAAUGUUAAUAAUGUGUUUCAGGAUGUAAUUAAUGUUCAAAUGAUACUACAUGUGUUAAAUGUUUAGAUGGAUAUCUAUUAAAAUAAUAAUAAUGUGUAUUAACAUGUGGAGAAUAGUAUUAUAUUGAUAUUGCUUAAACUUCUUGUUUAAAAUGUAAUUAAUAUUGUAAAACAUGUGAAUUAUAAAAUGGAAUAUAAUUAUGUACAUCUUGUAUUGAUUAAUAUUUCUUUCAUAAUUUUACUUGUGUUUAAUAAUGUGAAUCUAAUUAUUAUGAUCUAAAUAAUGAAUGUUUUUAAUGUUCAUCAAAUUGUUUAACUUGUGCUGGUAAUCCAAAUACUUGUACAUCAUGUUUAAUUUAAGGAGACAUACCAUAAUUUCUAGAUGGAACUAUUUGUGUCUCAAAAUGUUAAGAUACUUAUUUUGCUGAUAUUACAAGUGGAAAAUGUAUAUAAUGUCCAAAUACUUGUACUAAAUGUACAUCAUUAACAAAUUGCACUUAAUGUAAUUAAACAUUUAUACCACAUUACUUGAUAUAAGGUGCUUGCAAAUAAGAAUGUCCAAAUAAUUAUUAACCUAUUGGAUUACUUUGUGAAUUGAUACCAGAAAAACUUAUAAUCAACCAUGAAUCUAAUAGAUAUUUACCAAUUCCACAUGUGAUAUUAUUUGCAUUUUUUACUAUCUCUGUGUUAUUGUCUAAACAAUUUAAAAAUGAGACUUAUAUGCCAGGUUCAAUUAUAGGAUUAAGUACUCCCUUAAUAUGGUCAUCUUGGUUAACUGUAUUAUUUUUAUUAUUUAAUUAUUAUGAAUUCAAAUAGUUAUAUUACUUUUGGAUAAUAAUAAGUAGUUUGGCAUUAAAUUAUUUAUUCAACAUUUUACAUUUAAUUUUGAUUUAUUAGAAGAUUUGGAAUGAUCAUGAUUUCCUAAGAUGGUAAUCUUCAUCAUUGAAAAAUAAAGUUACUAAUUUUAUUUUACUUUCUUUAUCUAUACUUAUUUCAUAUCCACUAUACAAAUUAAUAAUGAGUCGUUAUUUUGGUUUUUCGUUUUUCAAAGCUAAAAUAGUAAAUAUUAAACCCUUUUUUUACUUUAAUUGUCUUAAUGUACUUUACAUAACAUUUGUUAAUAUACCAAUUAUUAUUAGUUGUAUAUUUAUUGCUUAUUAUGAAUCUUCACAUAAUAUUACAUAAACAUUUAUAAGUGCCAUAGAUUCUAUUGUUGUUACUUUUACUAAUAUUUUAUUAUUAAUUUGGGAAACUUAGAAAACUGAAUAAUUUUUUGAUGAAUUCAACUAAAAUUAUUAUUUUAAUGAAUCAUAAUAACAUUUACAAAAACAUGAAAUUUCUGGUUAUUUUCAACAUCCUUUUGAAUAGAAAUCCUAAGCAGAAUAAAAGAUUGAUAUGUCAGAUCUAGAUGCAUAGGUAGUCAAUUAAGAAAAUGAUAUAACCAAAUAAAAAUCAUAAGAAUAAUCUUGUAAUAUAAAUGGUAUUAGUAUAAUACUAAGUGAUAAAAAUUCAAAUCCUGUAUUUCAAUAAGAAAGUGAUAGAUCCAAUUAAUUUCCUUAAAAGUAAAUAGUUCCCUCCAAUCUAAAACAUACUAUAUACUAUAAAAAUGUAUAGAAUAAUUAAUUUGAGAAUCCUGAUGAUGAACCUCCUUAUGCAUCUCAAAAUAUCAGUUCAAUAUAGUCCCAAUCAAGUUAACAUUAUUAAAAUUCUUUCAAUGAUCAAAGUCAAUAUCCUUUAAGUUUAAUUUAAAAUUCAGAAGAACCAAAUGAAAAUAGUUAAUUAUCCAUAUUUUAUGAAGAGAAGAACAAAGGAUCAUCAAAGAAAUAGAAAACUAUUUAAUAAUAAUAGAUAGAAACUAAUACUCCUGAUCAUUAUAAUAUGAUUACUAAAUUUAAAAAUGAUAAUAAUGAGAAUGAUCCUCAAUAAAUUAAUUAAUAAGUUGAAAAAUCAGUAAGUUCUUGUAAAAAGACCUAAAAAUAAUUAAAAAAUAAUUAAAGAGAAACCAAUCUAUUAUCAAAUCGUUAAUCAUCUAGAAUAGAAAUAACAUAAGUUUAAUAAUUAGCUAAAUCUGCUUAAUUUUGUAAUGAAAGUAAAAAAGAAUUAUCAUCAAAUAAGAGUGGAUAAUCUUUAAGUACCUAGACUAAUAAAGUCUAAUAUAAAUAAUAAAUAGUAAAUUAAGAAUAACCAUUAUGUUAAUCAUAAAUAUAUUAAUAUUCAAAUAUGGAUAAAUAAUAAUAAUAAUAAUAAUAAUAAUAAUAAUAAUAAUAAUAAUAAUAAUAAUCAAAUAGUUCAUAAGGAAAUAAUAUAAAUUAAUAAAUAAUUGAUAAUUCUAAUCAAUUUAUAUAAAAAACAAAUAAUUUAAAAUAAUCUUAGCAUUAAAAUAAUUAAGAAGAUGUUACUAAUGAUUAUUAAUUAUAAUUAAAAAAAGUACAAGAUUAAUAACCAUAAUUUAAUACUGAAGGAUCAAAUGAUUAGAGUAGAAUAUAAAUUUUAAUGGAUAGUAGAGUUAUUGAAGAAGAUUAAAAUAUAUUUUAAGAUUAGAUUCUAAUACAAUAAAAUAAACCUUAAAAAAUUAAAGUAAAAAUCAGAUAAUAGAAUUUAAAGAAUGAGUAAGACAAAAUUGAAAGGGAAUCUGAAAUAAGAGAUAUAUUUGAUUCAAAUGAUUCUAUUAAUACAAUGUCUGAUCAAGAUUGGGGAGAAUAUCAAAUAUCACCUUCAGAAUUCAAUUCACUUAAUUAAAGAUUUGAAAAUGAAUAAGAAUUAGAUUUAUAAAUUCAUAUACCUAGUUAUAGUAAAACACAAUAGAAUUACAAAUAAAAUAAAUUAACUCCUUUAAAUUUGGAAUUUGUAGAUGAGAACAAUGAUUAAUAAUUUUAAGUCGAUAUUACAAGAAACCUUUAAAUAUAAAGAGAAACAAAAAAACAAUAAUUGUAGAAAGUAUAUCUCUAAAAAUUUUAGAAAAAUGAGAAAGUUGCAUAUAGAUCAAAUAAAUGUGAAUUCAAGAAGAAAAAUACUAUAAAAAAUCAUCCAAAAGAUAUAUCAGAUGCAUAUAUUGAUGAUUAGAUAGAUGUUGAAGAUAUCAACUUUUGA
Molecule: messenger RNA, 6147 nt
Organism: Paramecium primaurelia
Lineage: Eukaryota; Ciliophora; Oligohymenophorea; Peniculida; Parameciidae
Source: the annotation of a GenBank genome assembly